Molecule: messenger RNA, 7074 nt
Organism: Saimiri boliviensis boliviensis (Bolivian squirrel monkey)
Lineage: Eukaryota; Metazoa; Chordata; Mammalia; Primates; Cebidae
Gene: CFAP44
Product: cilia and flagella associated protein 44
Molecular function (GO): protein binding
Source: RefSeq, a predicted model, not a curated record
GUUGCCGCGGUAACCGUAGUCAACGGAGGCCUCGGGCAGGUGCUGCGAAGAGAGGAGUAAGAGAGGAGCUGCGGUCCGGGCCUUCGAGGAAAUGAAGGAACCAGAUGAUCAGGAUACCGAUGGGGAGAAAUCAGGUAGAUCAAAGAGUGAUGGGAAGCAUUCUCUGAGGUCUAAAUCGGAAUCAAGAUCUCCUGUUAAAGAAGAUAACAAAUUUUUAGAAGAUGCCACAGAUAAAACAUUGACUGAAGGGGAAGAAUCAGAAGAAGACUCAGAUGAGGAACAUUUGGAAGGAAGUUUGAGUACAUAUCAGUAUGAAGAUUUGCAAAGCACUACAGUAUCUCAGCAACCCCCUGCUCCAGCUGUGGAAGAGGCAGAAGAGGAAGUUAAAAAGAAAAUAUCAGAGAGUUUCUUCUAUGAUUAUAUGGAGCUUGCUUCGAUGCCUUUUGUGACUCAGGAUUCAGACAUACCGCUGGAUCUUCUCACACUCGUACAUUCUUUUGGUUAUGACUGCAGAAAGCGAGCCAACCUGCAACUUCUGGAUGACAGUAUCGCAGUGUACAUAGCUGGGAACCAAGUGAUCUUUCUGCAUUUGAAAACCAAGGAACAGGUCUACCUGCGAAGUAGCAGUGGUGAAGGAAUUGGCAUUAUUGGGGUUCAUCCACAUAAAACUUACUUCACAGUAGCUGAAAAAGGGAGUUUUCCAAAUAUUAUCAUCUAUGAAUUUCCAUCUCUGAGACCCUACAGAAUCCUUCGAGAUGGGACUGAGAAGGGAUAUGCUUAUGUGGACUUUAACUACAGCGGUACCUUGCUGGCCUCUGUUGGUAGCAACCCAGACUACACACUGACUAUCUGGAAUUGGAAAGAAGAACAACCCAUACUGAGGACAAAGGCUUUUUCUCAGGAAGUUUUUAAGGUUACUUUCAAUCCUGAUAAUGAAGAGCAGCUUACUACAUCGGGAUCAGGCCACAUCAAGUUCUGGGAAAUGGCUUUUACAUUCACAGGUCUCAAGCUGCAGGGAUCACUAGGUCGAUUUGGCAAAACAACCACUACUGAUAUAGAGGGCUACAUGGAGCUUCCAGAUGGGAAGGUGCUCUCAGGGUCAGAAUGGGGUAACAUGCUGCUUUGGGAAAGUGGUCUGAUCAAAGUGGAGCUCUGUCGAGGUACAAGCAAGUCAUGUCACAAUGGUCCUAUUAACCAGAUAAUGCUGUAUGAGGGUGAAGUUAUCACUGUUGGGUCAGAUGGAUUUGUUAGGAUAUGGGAUUUUGAGACAAUAGACACUGCUGAUAUAAUAGAUGAGACUGGAUUGUUGGAGAUAGAGCCUAUUAAUGAACUUCAAGUAGACAAGAAUGUGAAACUCUUCUCUAUGAUAAAAAUGAGUGAAACUGGAAAUAACUUUUGGUUGGCUCAGGAUGCCAAUGGAGCCAUAUGGAAGCUUGACCUCAGUUUUUCAAAUAUUACCCAGGACCCAGAAUGCCUCUUCUCCUUCCAUUCUGGAGCUAUUGAAGCCGUGGCUGUUUCUCCUCUCACUUACCUCAUGGCCACAACUGCCUUGGACUGCUCUGUUCGAAUCUAUGAUUUUGCCAGCAAAAUUCCUUUGACUCAGAUGAAAUUCAAACAAGGAGGUACUGCCCUUGUUUGGGUACCCCGAAUGGUAAGCUAUACUGGAGCACAAAUUAUUGUAGGAUUUGAAGAUGGAGUUGUUCGACUUCUUGAACUUUAUGAUCCAAAAGGGCUCACAGUUUUUGCAGGACGGAAGAAAAUUUUGGAUGCUGAUAUUCAGUUGAAACAGGUUUUCAAACCCCAUACUGCUUGUGUCACUGCUUUAGCUUAUGAGCGUGAUGGAGAAAUUCUAGCUACAGGGAGUAAAGAUCAAACUGUUUUCUUCUUUGAAGUGGAAAAUGAUUAUAAGCCAAUUGGUUAUAUUAAUACUCCUGGACCUGUGUGUCAGUUAACGUGGUCUCCUUUCUCUCAUCCUGAAAGUACUUUACUAAUUUUCUGUGAAAAUGGCUAUAUUCUUGAAGCUCCAUUUCCAACCAUACAGCAAGAAGUAGAUGAUCGUGAUGUAAUUUCCUAUGAAAUCAAAGACAUGUGCAUAAAAUGUUUUCAUUUCUCAAGUGUCAAAUCUAAGAUUCUGAGAUUAAUAGAAAUUGAAAAGAGAGAGAAACAAAAGAAGUUGAAGGAGAAAAUAAGGGAAGAAAGGAGGAAUAAGCUAGCGGCAGAGAUGGGAGAAGAUGGAGAAAAAGAAUUUCAGAAAGAGGAAGAGGAGGAGGAGGAGGAGGAAGAGCCAUUACCUGAAAUCUUUAUUCCAUUAACCCCCUCUCGCAUCCUCUGUGGAUUUUACUCAGAGCCAGGGAAGUUCUGGGUUUCUUUGGGUGACUAUGAUUCUGGUUUUCUGUAUCACUGUGAGUUCCCCCCUUGUGAUGAAAGCAAUAAUUUCGAAGAACAAAAAGAUGAACCUUUUGAUGUUCGUUAUCUUGAGAAUACAGAUGAUAAUCCCAUCCAAACUAUCACUUUCAACAUUAACAAAAUUAUGAUGUUUUGUGGAAUGAAAAAUGGAGCAAUUCGAGUCUAUGUCCUAAAUGAGAAUGAUCCUUCAUUGACCAGUUUGGUGAACUAUUGGCACUUCAAUAUGCAUGACAAUAACUAUGGAUGUAUUAAAAGUAUUGCUAGUAGCUUUGAUGAUCGUUUCUUGGUGACUACUGGAGGAGAUGGUAAUAUCUUUGUUUUCAACAUUUUUUCUGAAUUUAUGCUAAGGAAAGGCAUCAAGGCCAAGGUGCCAUCUCCCAGGUUUGGAAUUGAAACAGAGCCGAUUCCAGAAGACAUUGAAGAUCCCAAAGCCUACAGUAUUGAGAAUGCUAGGAGAAAAAGAGAACAUGACAAAUUAAUGAAAGAAGUGGAAGAAAUAAAGGCAAGGAAGAGAGAGCAAAUCAAAGCUUUGAGGAAUGAAUUUUGUAAACUAUUAAAAAUGAAUGAAGAAUUACCAAAGCAUAUGCAGUUUAAACGAACAGAUUUUGAUGUAGAUUCCAGAAUCCGUGAUGAGAUAAACAGAAAAACAGCUUUCAAAAUUCAACAAGUAGAAAAGGAAUUAGCUUGGGAAAAAGAGAAACAUGAACUCGGCCUAAUGAAGCUAAAGAAUCGAUUUCGUGAUCCUUUGGAAAGUGAUACUAUUGUGGUUCAUGCCAUACAAAGUGACCACAAGAUAACCUCUUACAGGCUGGUGCAGCCCUCUAAGUACUCCAAAUUCAGACGAGCAAGUCAGUCAGAGAGAAGACCAAGCAAACUGGACAGGUUUGAAAAAGAGGGAACUGGAAGAAAGGACAGCCAGAGAGAUGCAGGUGAGAGUGUUACUGCACAAGAAGAAUCAAUAAUAGAAAAAGGGAAGAAAUUUCGGCCUAAAACUCUAAGUGAAAUUAUGGUGAAAAAUCAAAUCGAGAAAACGAGAAAACUUAUAUUAAAAGCUGAAAGAGCACAACUGAAGAUUCAACAGCGAAAAAAAGAAUGGGAGGAACUAUACAAGAGUAAACCUGAUGAUGACUUUGAAGAUCCCAAAGAUCUUCAAGCCAUCAAAGAAGCCCAGGUGUGUAUGGGAGAUUUCAAUCUGAAGACAGCCCCAGACUACAAGAUACCUGAGCACAUGAGAAUAAAUGCCGCCAAGAAGGAAGAGGAACUAGGACACCUAGAUUCUUUGGUCCAUGGAAAGAAAAGGCAUAUGAACAAGUGCAUCCUCUCUCUUAGAGACCUUAAAGUGGCUGUUGUAGAGGAAAUACAGUGCCUGGUACAAGAACUGAAGAACAUUCAGUCAACUCUUCAUGUAUCCAAGCACAUACCUAUUCCCAAAAUUCCUCAGAUACACCCAGAAGAAGUUCCAGAAAAGAGAUUUCAGUAUGAUGAAGAAACUCUCCUAAAUUUUGAGCGACAGCGUAUGAAAAGUAUAGAUGCAAAGUCCCCCCAAGUGGAGCAGACAGGGUCUGGAGGCCCAGGUGGAGGAUUCCUCAAGCUCUCUUCUGGAAAGAAUGGGGAUUUGACAACCCGAGAUUCAAUAUCUAGGUCAUCAAGGGCAUCUACACUCAGCCUAGAUAUACCAAAGUUUAUGGAAUUUGAAAAGGCAGAGCCAACGGAUGUGGAGCUGGAAAUUAUGAAGAGGGAUGAGAUUAAACAUGUGUACAUGCAACAGUAUUUGGUCAACAGGAUCAAAGAACUGAUUGUCACUUUUGAUGCAGAACUCCGUCUUCUUAGACAUCAGAAACUGAAACUAGAUAUUCAGAUGAAAUUAUCUGACCUGCACCACGUCACCUUAUUUCAAGAAAUGCUUCUCCUGAAGAAUUUUGAAAAGCAAGAGAACAUACUUCAAGAGCGUGUUAAUUCCUUAGACAAAGAGGAACAGUACAUGCAAUGGAAAAUAAACGAAACUCUUAAAGAGAUGGAAGAGAAAAAGAAUGAAAUCGCCAAACUCCAGGAGCAAGAAAAGGCACUCUACGCUGGUUUUCAAACAGCCAUUGGAGAAAACAAUAAAUUUGCAAACUUCCUCAUGAAGGUUCUAAAAAAGAAGAUUAAACGGGUAAAGAAAAAAGAGGCUGAAGGAGAUGCUGAUGAAGAUGAGGAAAGUGAGGAAUCAAGUGAAGAAGAAUCUAGCUUGGAGAGUGAUGAGGAUGAGUCUGGAUCUGAAGAUGAGGUUUUUGAUGAUUCUAUUUGCCCAUCAAAUUGUGAUGUGACCCUUUUUGAGCUGGCCCUUCAACUUCGAGAGAAAAGGCUGGACAUUGAGGAGGCUUUAGUUGAAGAAAAGAAAAUUGUUGAUAACCUCAAAAAGGAAUAUGAGACAUUGUCAAAAAAAGUGAAAAUUGUGGCAGCUAAUCUGAAUGCAGCAGAGGAAGCCCUGGAGGCUUAUCAGCGAGAGAAGCAGCAGCGGCUGAAUGAACUGCUGGUUGUGAUUCCGCUCAAGCUCCACCAGAUAGAGUAUGUGGUAUUUGGAGAAAUACCUAGUGAUCUUUCUGGGACUUUGGUCUUCUCUAACCAUGCCUUGAGACGGCUGCAAGAACGAAUCCAUGAGCUCCAGGAGGAAAAUGCCAAGCAGCAAAAACUUAACAAAGAAUGGAGAGAGAGACGCAAACAGCUCAUCCGAGAAAAGAAAGAAAUGACAAAAGCCAUACAGAAAAUGGAGGAGACAGUGCGUCAACUCAUGAUCAGCAAGUUUGGCCGUGUGGUAAACCUAGAAGCCCUUCAGACACUUUCUGUUAAUACAACACUUGAAGAACUAAAGAUCAGAAAACUUCGAAAGGAGCUUGCGAAUGCGAAGGAGAUGAAGAUGUGGGAGCAAAAAAUUGCUCAAAUGCGAUGGGAGCUGAUGAUGAAGACAAAAGAACACACCAGAAAGCUUUAUCAGAUGAAUGAUUUGUGUAUUGAAAAGAAGAAACUUGAUUCUCGGUUGAAUACGCUACAGAAUCAGCAGGGCAAUGCCUUCCAGGGCCCUCGAGAAGCAGAUACUGUGGCAAGAGAGGAGGUCACUGAACUGAUCCAACUCCAGGCGGAAAGGAUUUCAGCCUUAAAGGAAGAGAUUGCUCUUUUGCGUAGGAAAGGCGGCCUUAUCCUCCCACCCAUUCAGUCUCCACACGAGAAUGAGAUGUAGCCCAUGGACCUCUGAGUUUGCUGUUUUCGCAAACCCAUGCAAGAUUUCUCACAUAACUCACUCAGAGUUCUGUCUCCUUGUCACCUGCAACAAUCUUAUCAUUUUAAAGUGAUUUUAAAGUAUUUUGUCUGAAAGUCUAAAACCAGAUCCAGUCAUGUAGCUUUAAGAAUCUCUCUACAAUUUGAUUAUCUUAGAACCAACUGCAGCACCCAACCUCUGUUGUAGAAUGGAAUCAUUUCAGAUGUUUGGAACCUUCUAGAUUGAAUAGGAAGCCUCAGAAAGCUGUGUCUCAUCAUUGCAGCAAAACAUCUGUCAUGUAUUUUGUUUUAGGAAAAUUCGAUUUGGGGGUAUGCUGAAUUUUUAGCCAUUGGCAAGAAAAACUAUCAUUCAGCAAUUAAUGAGAAAACUUUGUUUUCUUGAUCCUUAGAAAAUAAACUUAGAUGUUUUUAAGUGUACUCUGAGAGAAUGCAGAAGAAAAAGACAUUUUGCCAAUGAUAUCUUAGAAUAGAAAUGCAAAUUUCAGUUUUGGCAUGGUAGACUUCAUAAAGCAGUUAUUUGAGGGUUCAGGAUUCAGGAAAUACAGACAGACAUGGCACAGCAGUUUGCUUUGGGUUGGCAGAAAGCAGGAAAAUAACCAGCCUUCUUGGCUUGCCCACAAUUUUUGUAGGCUCCUCGGAUCUGAGUGGAGCAGAGGAGCAAACUUUAUAAAACGGUCAACAAGGAGGCUUUUCUCUAAAGCUUUCUGCAACUCCAUCAGAAUUCUAAGUUUUCCCUAAAGUUUCUCAUGUCCUCUGCCAUUUUCUUUCAGCUUUUACUUGGGUCAUUUGCUGGGUUUGAUACAGAGGAGGAGAUAAUGAAAUAGAUUUAGAUUUAGAGAUCAUCUUUAACAAUCACUUUUGAUUACUCAUAACAUUUUAAGCUAAUGUAAGAGUAUCCUUUUGGUUGGGGAGUAGGUUCUCAUUGAGGCUUAUGGCUGUAACCGUUGAAGGAUAAUCUCACUGACAUUUGGGGUCCUGUUAGUAACAGCAUAGCUCGUUAGAUUAAGAGCUCUGUAUUAAUGAGUUACUCAGUUGAGGCUAUCCCAGGGUAAGUUGGUCACUGAGAAGGGCGGGUGAAGAAGGCAACUUUGAAUAAAUGUACCAGGGAGCUCAGCAAUGCCAAGUCUUCCUCAUCUGUGAUUAGCCUGUUAAUCUCCCCCCAAAAUUAGAAACAGGACUUGCUUUCUUUGUACAUCAGAAUGUUCUUAGAGGUGUCCUAUUGUCUUCCUAAGAUUCUUUCAUAUUCCUAUUUAAGAGGUCAGAAUACUUCAUUGUUUGCAUUUGUCACCAUUAAUUUCUGAUGCAGUCACUUCUCUACUGGACAGCACCCACUUUUUAAAAAAAUCACUUUCUGUGUUGUAUAUCCUAAACCAUGUGUGCCUUUCAAGUAUUUUUUAAAGUAUGCUAGUCAUA